This is a messenger RNA of Pollicipes pollicipes, 2765 nucleotides long. RefSeq names its product digestive organ expansion factor homolog. The coding region runs from base 104 to 2497 and encodes 797 amino acids. NCBI's taxonomy places the organism in Eukaryota, Metazoa, Arthropoda, Thecostraca, Pollicipedomorpha, Pollicipedidae. The transcript is spliced from 12 exons. Gene Ontology annotation, molecular function: U3 snoRNA binding; rRNA binding. Gene Ontology annotation, biological process: maturation of SSU-rRNA from tricistronic rRNA transcript (SSU-rRNA, 5.8S rRNA, LSU-rRNA). The record is from RefSeq and is a predicted model, not a curated record. Gene Ontology annotation, cellular component: nucleolus; small-subunit processome.
CGACGCCCUUCCCUCCGCAAGCGUUUUGGGCCGGAAGAUAAAGAACACUCUGAAUUUACCUCACAUUGUUAUCUCCUGGCAACAUGGUGAUAGUAAAGCUGUUAUGACAUGCUUUACAUCGGGUCUUUUGCCAUUAUAUUUGUGUGGAACCUCAGCCAAUAGUUAUCAAAGCCCUCCAACACUAGCUCAUAGCAUGGGGAAGUUUAACAACCGCAGGAAGCACUCAGGCCUCCGUGGCAGUGAUGGCGGUGGCAGAGGAAGACCAUACCACAAGCCCGGCCGGGGACGCGGUCGGGGCCGCGGGGCGUCCUGGACCUGCGCGGAGCCGCAGCCACCGCCGCCUGCCGCGGCCAAUGGGCGUCUGGCACCUCUGCCAGCUGCCUGGCAGCCAGAGAGUGAGAGCGAGGAAGAGCCGACGGCGCUGGACGAGGUACUGCAGCUAGUGGGCGGCCGACGGCGGCGCGCUGUCGCCGUGGAGAGCGAUGAGGAGGACUCUGAGGAGGAGGUGGAGCAAUCGGGAGGAGAGGAGGAGGACGCAGUAGUAUGUGCUGAGGACAGGCAGGAUGAGGAUGGGGCCGGGUCAGUUGUGAAGGAGGACGAUGGAGAGAGUGGCGAUGAUGUAGAGAGUGAUAAGGUGGGGGCAGAGGAAGCUGACAGUGCAUUAGAGGAUGAGGCCAUGAGUGAUGAUGAUGCCCUGGUGGAAGAGGACAGCAAAGCAGAUGCCCGUGAUGCUGAGGACGCGCCCACCACGCCGUUUGCGCAGCACUUCGAGCAGAACCUGCCGGAGCCGGUGGGCGAGUCGCUGCAGACGGCCACCAGGUGGCAGAGUGAGCGGCAGCGGUGGCCGCGGCUGGGCGCGCUGAUCGUCCAGCACCGGCCGGUGGAGGCGGCCGGUGCGCUGCUGUCGGCCGUGCAGCAGGCCGAACACGUGCGGCUGUUCAGCAGUCCCGUCUUCGGCCGGCACGAGCACCCGGAGGGGUACGGCGUCCGUCAGCAGAUCGCUUCCAACGUGGCGGUGCUGAACGAGAAGCUGUUUUCACGGCCUCUGACGGAGCUGCAGCAGGAGGUGCUGUCGCUGAUCAGCGAGUACCGCGACCUCUACUUCCCUCACAGAACGCUACAAAACGAGGAUGAACUGCGCGUGGUGUACUGUGCGCACGCUCUGAGCCACGUGCUGCGCACCCGGUCACGGAUCGUUCACCACAACUCGAAGGUGUCGAAGAAGGACGACGUGCCGGACAGCUACCGGGACCAGGGCCUCACGCGGCCCAAGGUGCUCAUCGUGGUGCCGUUCAAACACUCUGCAUUCAGGAUCGUCAACACGCUGAUAUCGCUGCUACAGUCGGCCGGCAAGAGCAGCGUGAUGCGCUACAAGCGGUUCGCGGCCGACUUCGGCGACGGCGACGCGCCGCCGCCGGCGCCCGGCCGGCUCCGGCGCCCGCCCGACUUCCUGGCCACGUUCGCCGGUAACACGGACGACGCGUUCCGACUUGGCCUGCAGGUGACCAAGAAAAGCAUGCGCCUGUACAGCGACUUCUAUCACUCUGACGUCAUUGUGACGUCACCGCUGGGCCUGCGGACGGUACUGGGCUCGGAGGGCGAAUCGGACCGUGACGUCGAUUUCCUUAACUCGAUCGAGCUGCUCAUCAUGGACCAGACGGACGUGUUCCUGAUGCAGAACUGGGAGCACGUGCUGCACCUGGUAGAGCACCUUCACCUGCAGCCGCGCGACUCGCACGGUGUCGACUUCUCGCGCGUCCGCUACUGGACCCUCAACGGCUGGCAGCGCCUCUACCGGCAGACCCUGGUGCUGUCGGCGCUGCCUACGCCGGAGAUCAACGCUCUGGUGAGCAAGUGCUGCCUGAACUACGCCGGCCGCGUGCUCGUCCAGAACCCGGAGGUGGUGGGCUCGAUUCAGCAGGUGGUGGUCCAGGUGCCCCAGGCAUUCCACCGGUUCUCGGCGGAAAGUCUGGCCUCGGAGCCGGACGUGCGGUUCCAGUUCUUCGUGGAGAAGGUCCUGCCACAGCAUCGAGACGUCCAGAUGAACCAGACGCUGCUGCUGGUGCCGUCCUACUUCGACUACGUGCGCAUCCGCAACCACUUCAUCAAGGAAACAGUCAACUUCGUCCAGGUCUGCGAGUACACCAAGGACAGCCGGGUCAGCCGCGCCCGCGACAUGUUCUACCACGGCAAGCGGCACUUCUUGCUCUACACCGAGCGCUUCCACUUCUUCCGCCGCUACCGCAUCAAGGGCAUCCGGCAUGUUGUGUUCUAUGGCUUGCCCGUGUACCCGCACCUCUACUCGGAGAUCUGCAACCUGAUGCAGGAGGCGUACCAGAACCCGCGCACGGCGCAGGACGGCGCCGGCGUCACCUGUACCGUCCUCUUCUCACGCUUCGACCGGCUGAAGCUGGCACGCGUGGUCGGCGCGGAGCGAGCGACAUCUAUGAUCGGCUCCGAGAAGCAGGUGCACAUGUUCGUAACUGGGGAGUCGUGACGGCCGCAGGCGGGGAUUGACCUGGCCUGGCCUGACCUGGCCUGGCCUGGCGUGGCCUGGGGCAGGGAUGGAUCGUUGCGUGGUCUGGUGUAAUGACCGGUGUUCUUUUGAGGACGAACUGGGGUGGUGUUGCUCCAUGAGGCGAGCGCUCUGAAGCCUACCGUGCCGUGAGACGGGCGCCUCCGAUAUCCGACAUUAUUGUUGCGGGAUGUGCUGCGUUCGUAACCUAUUUGAUUCCUGUAUGACAUGCCAUCAUCAAUACAGUUGU